This is a messenger RNA of Closterium sp. Yama58-4, 4572 nucleotides long. The record is from the annotation of a GenBank genome assembly. Lineage: Eukaryota; Viridiplantae; Streptophyta; Zygnematophyceae; Desmidiales; Closteriaceae.
AUGGCGGAAGCAAAGGCCUGCACCGUGCGGACGCGCAAGUUUAUGACCAACCGUCUGCUGCAGCGGAAGCAGUUUAUCAUUGACGUGCUGCACCCCGGCAAGGCCAACGUUUCCAAGGCGGAGCUGAAGGAGAAGCUGGGCGCGAUCUACGAGAAGAGCGACCUGUCGUGCAUCUUCGUGUUCGGCUUCCGCACGCAGUUCGGUGGCGGCAAGUCCACGGGCUUCGGGCUCAUCUAUGACAACCUCGAGGCCGCCAAGAAGUUUGAGCCCAAAUACCGCCUCAUCAGGAAUGGCUUGGAGGAGAAGAAGAACAAGGAGAGCCGCAAGCUGAUGAAGGAGAGGAGGACAAGAGCCAAGAAGGUCCGCGGUGUCAAGAAGACCAAGGCUGCCGCUGCUGAGAAAAAGAACAUGUCUGCCGCUGUAUGCCUUCCACCGGCCACGGAAUCACAGCUGUAUCGUCGUCGCAAGCGCACACACAGCCUUUCCGUAGACCUCUCGCGAGUUCCAGGCAUCGACCACCGACCAUCACCCUCGUCGCACUUAUUGCUCGCAAGACCCGCAACCAUCCUUGAAGCUCCCGCGGCCUCGUCUCGCCACGAACAUGAGCAGCGCAACUCCCGCCGCAUCCCUCGUAGCGGUUCGGCCAUUUCCAAUCCGCGUGUUUCAAACGGCGCAUGCGGCUCGCCGUUGUCCACGUCACCGACAUCGUGGCGACCAAGAUCCCCCACCGUCGUCCGCAGCCCGCACGCGGAGAUCAUCCGCCAGCAGGCGGAAUCGGCGCAGGAGCGCGAGGCGGAGAUGGACCGCGCGUGGGAGAGCGCGGAGCGCGCAUCAGAGAGCGCCUCUGGCGCCGCAGAGCUCCCUGCAACCAGCCCUACAGAGAAGGAGCGCUACGGUGGUCAGCCUAACGUGAGCGUCUGCGACCGCGGCGAUAACUACGGCGAUGCGGGCGAUUCUCUGAGCACUUCGCCGCUAAGGCAGCUCGACGGCUCUAAGUUUGCCGCGUGGCGCUCUCUUCUCUCGCCUGCUACAUCCCGUCUCCUGACUCAGCCUUUAAAUCUGAGCCGUUCGAUUCAAAGACCUGGUAGUGCUCUUGAGCGACGCGCUCCCCAUUCCCUCUCCAACUCAUCUUCUCUCCAUCCGCUUUUCUCUCUCCGAUCCCCGUUCACCCUGAAUCGCACCCCGUGCAGCAUUGCGCGAGUUACAACAGCACCUGCUACAGCCGGCACGAGUACCGCCAUCCACGUCAGCACCCAAAGCAGCACCCAAGGCAGCACCCAAGGCAGCACCCAAGGCAGCACCCAAGGCAGCACCCAAGGCAGCACCAAAAGCAGCACCCAAGGCAGCACCCAAGGCAGCACCCAAGGCAGCACCCAAGGCAGCACCCAAGGCAGCACCCAAGGCAGCACCCAAGGCAGCACCCAAGGCAGCACCCAAGGCAGCAUGAGCAACACGUUGAAGAGCCAACCACCAAGACACGGCCCAGCUGCUGCUACAAGCGACACCGGCGCUGCCCUUCCCAGGCCAAGCACCCGGCCCUCCCUUCGCCCUCCUCUCUCCCCUCACUCUCCGCUCUCCCUUCGCCCUUCGCUCUCCCCUCAACCUUCACUCUCCCCUCACCCUCCGCCCUCCCCUCACCCUCCUCCCUCCCCUCACUCUCCGCUCUCCCCUCACUCCCCGCCCUCCCCUCACACACCGCUCUCCCCUCACCCUCCUCCGUCCGCUCGCCCUCCUGUCUCCCUUCGCCCGCCUCUCUCACGCGCUUCUGCAAUCGCCGCACCUGGAAACGACCAGCGCGCUGCUAGUAAGGCCCUUGCAGCAAGUGGCGACACGGCAGCGAUUCAUGAUGAGACGUCUCAAGCAUCGCUCUCACGGGGUUCCUCCAUCGUGCCUGGACUGGAACAGCGCACCGCUACUAACAAGACCCUUGCAGCAAGCGGCGAUGCUGCAGCACCCGUGCCUCGUCUGCGCCCAGCCUCCCCCACGCCUGUGUCCACAUUGCAGCCGCCAUCUCCCACGCCUGUGUCCACAUUGCAGCCGCCGUCCCCCACACCUGUCACAUCCACGUGGCAGACGCCGUCCCCCACGCCUACGUGGCAGCCGCCGUCCCCCACGCCUGUGCGCAGCAUGCACGGGGAGCACAUUCAGCGGCGCGCAGCGGAGGCCAAGGCGCGGCAAGCACAGAUGGAUGAGGCGUGGGAUGCGCUGAUGCUUCAAGAGGACGACCGCCAUCCUGCUGCUGCUACUGCUACUGCUGCUGCUGCUGCUGCUACUGCUACUGCUGCUGCUACUCCUGCUUCUGCUUCUGCUGCACCGCUUGUGACAGAAACAACGGUUGCCGUUGCCCCAGGAUGCAGCGACGGGUCAGGCGAGGAGGGUGCUGCUGCUGCCGUAGCCCUAGCCCAAGCCAGCCUUUCAACCAACGCGCCCUCUCCAGCCAACACUGCUCCAGCCAAGACUGCAGCAGCCAAGACUGUAGCAGGCGAAUCUGCUGCUGCUGCGGGGAGAUCUUUGCCAUCGAAGCAGCGAGUGAUGCGACCUCUGACUCCCGAUGGUGCUACUAGGCCGUCCUGGGGCGUUUCAUGGCGGCUUUUUAUGGCGUCACGGCGAGGCCUCAAGGGGUGGAACAGCGGCUUGAUGGCACUUAAGGAGGGUGACAGUAACGAGUAUGCUGCUGGAGGGGAUGAGUCGGGGAACCAGAGUGACGCUGGAGGUGCCAGGUCAUCAGGGGGCCUGACUCGUGCUGUGGUGGCGCCUAAGGGAGUGAGCAGGAGGCGGUUGUGUCGGUCCAUGUCUCUCAGCGAUGGCUUGCUGGCUGCUGCUGCUGCUUCUGCUGCUGCUGCUUCUGCUGCUGAUGGUGCUGGCACUGGGGGUGCUGCUGCUGCUGGUGGCGGCAGCUCUGUGAGAACCGAGACACUCGGAGCAAAGGCAGCACAGGAAUCGGCCCAGCCUUUGUCGAGCCGUUCACCUCCCAAGCCUCGCGAUGACUCUUUGGAGCGGCUGGAUUCUCCACUGCUGGGCAGCAGCGAGUCUUCUCAUCUCUCCACAUGCACAACACGCGCCUCUGUCCACCCCGCCAUUCAGCUGCCUUUUCCGCGGGGAGAAGAAGCAGCAGUAAUCGGAGCAACGAGCACGAGGGUUGUAGCAGAAGGAGGGCUCUCCGGAGCAAGCGCAGGGACAGGGGCACUUGGGCCGUUUGUCGGGACAAGGACGCUAAGCGACAGCAACAUCAACCUUCUAGCUAAUGGUGGCCUGACAACACUGCAUGGCAGCAGCAGCAGCAGCAGCAGCAGCAGCAGCAGCAGCAGCAGCAGCAGCAGCAGCAGCAGCAGCAGCAGCAGCAGCAGCAGCAACAUCAACCUUCUGAGCGACGACCAAUGCCCUUUUCCUGCUGCAAGCAUGCUUUCCCACUUAGGGAACAGCACCCUUCAGGGCAGGUCGCCAGAAUGUUCCUUAAUCUACUCCUGUGCCAUUCCCAGUCUUCCCAGUCCCAGUCCCGAGGCGGAAACCUCAGGCAGCCAAUCAGCUCCCAUGGGAAGGUAUCAUGCUAGGGCCACCGCCGCUACCCGGGGUUUGUACAGGAGAGGCACACCGCGACAAAUCUCCUCCUGUUCAGACCUGCAGCAGCUGCAAGAAACGGCGACUCUCCACUCACCAGCUCUUUAUGAGUCGACUCAAAAGUCAGCUUUCCACUCACCAGCUCUCCACACAGCGGCAAGGCCUCCCUACACACCUGAUUCAUCGGCCUUUAAGAACGCCACUAGCAGUAGCAGAGCCAUGAAUAGGGGUAGCGCGCAGAGGGUGAGCUCAUCCUGCUGCUCAAACCUGCAGAAUCUGCAGGUUCUCCCCCCAGCAGCCACUCCCGUCCCAGCCGCUCCCCCACCAGCCGCUCCCCCUUCAGCCUCUUCCCCCACAGCCGCCAUCAUCCCUUCCCGUGCUGGUUCGUCAUCGGCGCACGGAUUAUCCAACAAAGCCACGGCUGCUGCUAGUAGUGGUGCCGUGGCCGGUCAGCAACGGAGUAGCGGCGGCACAGCGAGGCGGGUGGUGCCGGCAAACGGAUUCUUCAAAAGCGCGGCUUAUACCAGGUCGUCAUGCUCCGAUCUGGAGCAGCUGCAAGCUGCUGCUGCUGCUGCUGGCGCUGCUGCUGCUGGCGCUGCUGCUGCUGGCGCUGCUGCUGCUGGCGCUGCUGCUGCUGGCGCUGCUGCUGGUGGCGUUGCUGCUGCUGCUGGUGCUGCUGCUGCUGCUGGUGGUGGUGGCGCUGCUGCAAACAUCCCCUUGGGGGGGGAUCCAACGAUGCAAGUCGUUCUCUCCUCCGCUGAUGAUUCCUCGUCUGCAGGUGAACUUCCCUGUGCAUCGCUUCCGCGUCGCAGCUUAUCGUCGUCCUCAGCGCUCUCCGCCUCGGCUCCCUUGCUGCCUGUCUCGCCGCUUGCUCAGAUGGGGGAGGAUGGAGUAAGGCAGCAGCAGCAGCUCCGAAAGAAGGUGUCGUUCAACUCCAUUGUUAGGGUUAGGACCUUCAUUUCCACGCAUGACAUUGAGCCUGCUGCUUAUGAGGCACCACCUGUACCAUGCUAA